Molecule: messenger RNA, 762 nt
Organism: Symbiodinium natans
Lineage: Eukaryota; Dinophyceae; Suessiales; Symbiodiniaceae
Source: the annotation of a GenBank genome assembly
AUGCAUCGCUUGGUUUUGGCUGCCUUGCUGGCCUCGGCCCAGGCGGCCCUAAAGUCCUUGCGCGAAAGCCGCGAAAGCCUGCACGUUGCUACAGCAGGCCCUGCCAGCCCCUGCCAGUGUCAAUCAGACACUUCUGCUAUACCCAGGCCGACUCGUACAAAGCCGAGGUGCAUCUUCAUUGAUCUGGGAGCUGCAGAUGGAAACAGUUACAAUGCCUUCCUUCGCGGGGAGUAUGGCAACCUCGCUGAUUGCCCCAACCAGGAGUAUGAGGCGUAUUUGGUGGAGGCAAACCCGCACUUCCAGCAGGAGCUCAACAACAAGGCUGCCAAGUCGGUUCCUGGUAAGGAGAUCUACCCCAUGAUGAACGGCGCUUGGAUGUGCGAGGCGGACACCACCUUCCAUGUCGUAGGCAAAACAUCGGCUGCAUCAUCUCUGGCUCCGCAGGGCAACGCUGAGGAUGUGCGAGUGCAUCUGAUAAAUGUCGUUUCCUUGAUCAAAUCGAAGACCAUUCCCGGAGACAAAGUCCUGCUAAAGGUGGACAUCGAGGGCGCCGAGUUUGAUCUGAUUCCUUGCCUGGCGCGUGCAGAUGUAUUAGGCCCUCACAUAACUGCAUUUGUGGAGGAGCACUACUUCCUCGGUGGUGUCAAGCGGAGUCUCACAGGAGUCACCGAUGAGGAAUACAAGGCAGCCAAGAAAAUGAUGACGUCCAAGGGUGUGAAGAUGCCUCACUACUCCUCGAUCACCCUCCUCGCAGGCGCCUAA